This is a messenger RNA of Acromyrmex echinatior (Panamanian leafcutter ant), 3754 nucleotides long. RefSeq names its product voltage-dependent calcium channel subunit stolid (gene stol). Gene Ontology annotation, cellular component: voltage-gated calcium channel complex. The record is from RefSeq and is a predicted model, not a curated record. Lineage: Eukaryota; Metazoa; Arthropoda; Insecta; Hymenoptera; Formicidae. Gene Ontology annotation, molecular function: voltage-gated calcium channel activity.
AUGAAGCAUCGGUUACAAGAAAGCCAUGAUUUCGAUUGGGACAACGUUACAAUACUGGACGAGGAGCCUGAUUACAGGAAGAGACUGAUUUCGGAGAUGAUAUUCAGGAGACAAAUGCAUGAACUCAGCCUGCAGAGAUUAGUGGAGAGCGCCGAACAGGCUGCAGUAUCUGCGCCGAGGGAAGGAAACAUGUCGCCCAAGUAUUACGCUUCGCAUCGGCUUAAUAACUUUGUUAGCGACGAAAAAGGUCCCGCUCAGGAGAUGUUUCUCGCUACAAAUCGCCACUUCGAUAAUCUAGCAGUGAACGUUAGUUUGUCUGCCGUGCUCCUGCCAAAUGGAAUUAAAGACAAUGAGCGUGACGUUGCUUCGGGUAUUCAGUGGAGCGAGUACUUGGAUCUGUUAUUUGUUAAUAAUUAUGAAAGUGAUCCUACGCUAUCAUGGCAAUAUUAUGGAGCGACGACAGGAUUUCUACGUCGCUUCCCAGCGAUAUCGUGGCCACCGAUGGAGGGUACACCUGGAGCAUCUAGGUCCUCGCAUCAUCGAACGGUUCGUGAUGUGUAUGAUUUUAGGAUGUCGAACUGGUUUGUUGGGGCGGCAAACAGCCCGAAAGAUCUAGCGAUAUUGAUCGAUAGCGCGACGUACACGUCUGACCGGAAUCGACGAUUAACAAUAGCUACGACGAAAGUCGUCUUGGACACUUUAGGGCCGGAUGAUUAUAUAAACAUAUAUCGUUAUGGCGAGAAUGGCGAGGAAAUAGUGCAGUGCUUCAAGGAUAGCCUGGUGCAGGCGUCACCUGAAAAUAUUCACGAGAUGAAGGUAGCUUUAAGUUCUCUGAAACAUGAGGACACUGUGACCAAUAUUUCAGCCGCGCUCAGCACCGCCUUUGAGAUCCUCCAUAAAUACAACCGCUCCAGCCAGGGAAGCCAGUGCAACCAGGCCAUUAUGUUGAUCACAUCUGACACCGAUGGCCCACCUGCAGAAGUGAUAAAGCGUUACAAUUGGCCGCAUAUGCCUGUACGGAUCUUUACUUAUCUCAUCGGUGGUGACAAGAGUCUUGAUCUCCAAAAUACGGCAUGCACCACUAAAGGAUUUUACGCGAGAAUAACGAAUGCGGACGAAAUCCAUAAUAAAGUUUUCGAGUACGUGAAAGUUUUAGCGCGGCCUAUGGUACUCUAUCAACAUGAUCAUCCUCUUCAUUGGAGUCCCGCUUACGUAGGUGGAAAAAGUAAUAGAUAUGGCAGAGAAAAUCGGGGCCAAUUGAUGACAUCUGUGACAGCUCCGAUUUUAGAUCGCCGGAAUUAUACGGUGAAAACGGCUAAUUUAUUGGGUAUUGUCGGUACCGAUGUACCUAUCGAGGAAAUUCAGAAACUCGUGCCGCCUUACAAGUUAGGAGUUAAUGGAUAUUCAUUUAUUGUUGACAAUAAUGGCAGAAUUCUAUAUCAUCCUGACCUAAGACUUCUCGACAACAAAAAUAAUGUCAUAAUAUUAUAUGAAUGUUUCAUGCAGCCAGGAAACACAGAAUACGAUGAAACAUUAAAACCUUCGUAUAUAAGUGUAGAUCUAUCGGAAGUUGAACUCGCAGAAUAUGAUGGCCCUUCAGCCUCUCCGAACAAUUCGCUGUUGCUUGAUCUAAGACGCGAUAUGAUUGAUCAAAAGGAAGGCGAGACGGACUUCACAAUCAAAAUACAUUAUGAUGAUAUGAAAAGAGUUACAAUUAGACGGCAUAAUUAUUUUUACAAACCGAUCGAGGGUACACCGUUUUCCUUAGGCUUGGCUCUACCCGAAGGUUAUGGCAUGUUCGAAUUACGAGCCGAGCAAGAAAUUAAGCUCGCUAUUGUAAAUGUAACAGAGUAUUUUAAGGGGAGCAACUGGAAGGUGCAUCCUGAUUGGAUUUACUGCGAAUAUAAUUCGGCUUCCGAUAAAUUCUUUUCCUCCCCGGAAGAACGCGUCCUGCACUUUCUAGCACGGACGCGCAGACCGGGAUGGAAAUGGAUGUCCUUGAGACCAAGGAGUCCUAGCUCGCAUCACAAGCAGGCGAGCAAGCCAGAUAAAGACUCUUAUUAUUGUGACAAGAAACUAGUGCAGUCACUUGUCUUAGAUGCUCUGGUAACAGAUGGAUUCGAUAAGAGAGAAGCGCAAAGAAUGCACAAGGAGGAGAACGAAAACCCUAUUGCCAUACUGAUGGCUCUACUGCACAGUCAGGGCAAGGGUAGAUUCGGCGUCACCAGGAGCUUUAUCGCGACCAGGAGCGGACUCCUGCGAUGGCAUGAACAUCAACAGAAUGACGGAAACACCGAGGAACCGCGAUUUGCCGAAAGACAUGCAAGAGCCAUGGAUUCAUCAUGGUACAAACGCGCAGUAGAUCAACAUUCCAUAGAACCGGAAAGCUUCGUUUUCAGCGUACCAUUUGACGCAGCCGAUACGACCGAUCCACUCGUCACUGCCACCCAUGCUGUAUUCAUCGGAAAAGGUCACAAAGCUCCUGCAGUAGUAGUAGGUUUGCAAUUCCAACACUCAUCUUUGGCAACUCAUUUUGUGAACAUUACUUCGACAUGUACCGGAAUGACAGGAUGUAAAAAGAAUUGCGCCUCGGAGGAACUCGAUUGUUACAUUCUAGAUAACAAUGGAUUUAUUAUUAUAAGUGAACGUCAUGAGCAUACCGGAAAAUUCUUCGGCGAGAUAGACGGAACUAUAAUGGAUUCCUUGGUGCAAGAUAGGAUAUAUAGAAAAGUGACCGUCAUUGAUUAUCAAGGAACUUGCAGUCCUCAAGAAUCUCAUCAAUCAUCAGCGCCGCGAACUCUGUCUGAUUCUAUCAUAAUGACAGCGGUGACAUUUGGCAACUUUCUUUGGACUUUGACUUUGAGUUUUAAUAUUCAAGACUUAUGGCAGACGACAUUGGCAUUUGCUAACGACGUAAUGAAUGACGACUUAAUAUUCACCGAUGAUGAGGAGACACAUGAAUUCGAAUCGUUGACGCCUGCCGACUCGACAGAUGAAGUAACAUCGGAUGAGAAUAACGUAUAUGUGAGAUUUCCAGUAAUCGCGCCAGCGACACCAGUUUCGCCGCCAACUACACGGGCCACUUCCGCUCAUUAUCCAAGAAAAUUACGUGCUUGCGAAAAGAAAACGGAUUUGUAUAUUCUACAACCCGAGCGCCUCAACACCAGCGGCCAAAGCAAUCCUCUGAAAGGAAAGCUCACCAAUUGCCACGUAACAGGAUGCGAAAGACCGUUUAGCGUCCAAAAGAUCCGUCACACCAAUCUGAUAUUGCUGGUGGUCGACACGUUGUGCCCAUGCGGCAGUAAACAACUAAGCAUUGAACCCAUCGAGGCAUUAACCGAACCCGGGGCAUGUACGGCAAGGAGAGAACGUCUGUAUCGACGAAGACCACCAAAAUGUAUAAACUAUCACCCUGAAGAGAUGGAGAUCAAAUUUUGCGGUAGCGCCAGCCGUUUUUUUAACUACUCGUUGAAUUUUAUGUUUCUCUUAUUCGUUAUUACAGUGCGGCUUGCGUGACUUUGUCGGGAUUAAUUAAUCGCGCGUAUCCGACGUGCGUACAGACAAACACACAUACAUAACAUACACACAUGUUACAAAUUACAUUUUUAAAAUGGAUUUAGCGUUGUCGUUUCUAUGGAACAGUUAUAAAGAAGAAAAAAAACAAUGUACUAAGUUUACAGAUUGUCACUUGACACAAGAAUGGUAAAAUAUAUGUAUAUUAUACAUACAAAUGAUGCAUAGUGUGUAACGAUAU